Chenopodium quinoa (quinoa) is the source of this 2970-nucleotide messenger RNA. RefSeq names its product probable leucine-rich repeat receptor-like protein kinase IMK3. Gene Ontology annotation, molecular function: ATP binding; protein kinase activity; protein binding. The transcript has 2 exons. The record is from RefSeq and is a predicted model, not a curated record. NCBI's taxonomy places the organism in Eukaryota, Viridiplantae, Streptophyta, Magnoliopsida, Caryophyllales, Amaranthaceae. The coding region runs from base 372 to 2756 and encodes 794 amino acids. Gene Ontology annotation, biological process: protein phosphorylation.
GUUAGAUUUUAUUAUAAAGAUUCAAAAAUUGACUCAUUUCUCAAAAUUUUAGUGGUAAAUUUUAUAGAGAGUAAGAAAGAGAGGAAAAAACUAGCCGUUAAGAGGCGCCUCUGAAGCAUUUGCAACUCUGACAGUUUGUCCCGGGUUUUUUAACUUUUCACGUGAGUUUCUCUCUCAUCACGUGCUGUUAUGAUACUCAAAAAAUGUCAACCUUAACUACAAAACCCUCCUAUUCUCUGUUUUAUUCCCUGUUUCAUCAACUCAUUUUCAGCUCCUCACCAAAAACCCAAUUUUUUUUUCUAAUUUUUUUUUUUUUUUUAAAAAAAAACCCAUUAAUUUUUUUAGAUUUUUGAAAACACCCAAUUUCUCAAAUGUUGAUUGAAACUCAAAAAAAGAAGGGUAAAUGGAAGAUACAAUCCAAAGAAAAAACCCCACUUGGUGGUUCUGGUUCCGGUUCCGGUUUCGGGUUUAAGUACAAGAAGGUGUUGAUUUUGAUGCAAUUGUUGAUGAUUUUAUGUCAACAAGGUUGUUCAAGUGAGAGUGGAUAUGAUGGUGUGGUAAUUACACAAGCUGAUUAUCAAGGUUUACAAGCAUUUAAAAAUGAGUUGAUUGAUCCAAAAGGGUAUUUAAGGAGUUGGAAUGAUAGUGGAAUUGGUGCUUGUUCAGGUGGUUGGGUUGGAAUUAAAUGUGCAAAAGGUCAAGUUAUUGUAAUUCAACUUCCUUGGAAAAAUUUAGGUGGUAGAAUUACACAAAAAAUUGUCCAAUUUCAAGCACUUAGAAAACUUAGUCUUCAUGAUAAUCUUAUCACUGGUUCAAUCCCUUAUUCUUUAGGCCUUCUUCCUAAUCUUAGAGGUGUCCAACUCUUUAAUAACCGCCUUUCGGGUUCGAUUCCAGCUUCAUUAGGCCAAUGUCCUCUGCUUCAAACCCUUGAUCUUAGCCAUAAUUUUCUUACAGGAAAAAUCCCUCCUAGUCUUGCUAAUUCUACUAAGCUUUAUUGGGUCAAUUUGAGCUAUAAUUCCUUGCAAGGUCCUAUACCCGGCGAGUUAACUCGUUCGAGUAGCCUUAGUGUUCUUUCUCUUCAAUAUAAUAAUUUAUCAGGACCAUUGCCUUCUAGUUUGGGGAAACUUUCUAGUAUUAGGACAUUGGAUUUGUCCCAUAAUUUUAUCAAGAGUAGUUUUCCAAAGAGUAUUUCAAGGUUAUCUUCUUUGAAUACAUUGAAUUUAGAGAGUAAUUAUCUUGUAGGAGAUUUGCCUGAAGAUAUAGGUAACCUUCAUAAUUUGUCUAUGCUUAAUCUUAGGAGGAAUCGAAUCGAGGGUCGAAUUCCUCAAUCAAUUGGCAAUCUUUCUACCCUUAAACAGCUUGAUUUGUCCUUCAAUGAUUUCAGUGGAGAAAUCCCAAAUUCACUUUCUAAUUUGAAAAAUCUUGGUUUCUUGAAUGUGUCAUAUAAUAGCCUUUCUGGUUUAGUUCCAACUGAACUUUCUGAAAAGUUUAAUUCAAGCUCAUUUAUUGGGAAUCUUAGAUUAUGUGGGUUUAGUCCUUCAUCUCCAUGCCCUUCAGAGGCACCAUCACCUUCAAUUGGCAUCUCAGCAGAAGCGAAAAAAGGCCGAAAAUUGAGCAUUAAAGACAUAAUUCUGAUAGCAGCAGGUAUACUUUUAGUGAUUAUGCUCACACUUUGCUGCAUACUACUCUUCUGCUUGAUCAGGAAAAGGUCUGUGUCAAGUCAAGAGAAAGAAGGGGGUGUUGCUGCCGCGGGGAGGGCCUCACAAGCCGAGAAGGGGGGCCCGUCUGGUGGACCGGAGGUUGAGACAGGCGAAACCGGGGGUAAACUGGUUCAUUUUGAUGGUCCAAUGGUGUUUACAGCAGAUGAUCUUCUGUGUGCUACUGCUGAGAUUAUGGGAAAGAGCACAUAUGGAACUGUUUAUAAGGCUACAUUGGAAGAUGGAAGUCAAGUUGCUGUGAAAAGAUUAAGAGAGAAGAUUACAAAAGGGCAGAAAGAAUUUGAAGCUGAAGUUAAUAUGAUUGGCAAAAUUAGACACCCAAAUCUUUUGGCAUUGAGGGCCUAUUAUUUAGGGCCUAAAGGAGAAAAGCUUCUUGUCUUUGAUUACAUUCCUAAGGGCAGUCUUGCAAACUUUUUACAUGUUCGAGAGCCAGACACACGAGUCGACUGGCCUACAAGAAUGAGGAUGAUACAAGGAAUGGCUAGAGGACUCUUCCAUCUUCACAACAAUGAGAAUAUAAUUCAUGGCAACCUGACAUCAAGCAAUGUUCUCAUUGAUGACAGCAUCAGUGCCCAAAUUUCAGACUAUGGCCUGUCAAGGCUAAUGACAGCAUCAGCUGCAGCAAAUGUGAUUGCUACUGCAGAAGCAUUAGGGUACCGAGCUCCAGAGCUGUCGAAGCUCAAGAAGGCCAACACGAAGACUGAUGUGUAUAGUCUAGGGGUGAUCAUCUUGGAGCUACUGACAGGGAAGUCACCCGGGGAAGCACUGAAUGGUGUAGAUUUGCCGCAGUGGGUGGCUUCCAUUGUUAAAGAAGAGUGGACUAAUGAGGUUUUUGACAUGGAGUUGAUGAAAGACGCGUCAACUAUUGGAGAUGAAUUGCUCAACACCUUGAAGUUGGGCUUGCAUUGUGUUGACCCUUCACCAGCUUCGAGGCCAGAGGUUCAGCAGGUUUUGCAGCAGUUAGAGGAGAUCAGGCCAACUGAUACUGCAACUACUUCGGGUGAUGACGGUGGUGGUGAUCCAUCAGCAAGUGAAUAAGGAAGAUUUAGAGGGAUUCUUCUAGGGAUUUUUGGUAUUUUAAUUAGUAGUCUUGAUCAUCUUUUGCUAAUUGAGCUUUGUAUAUAGAAUUCUAUUACUACUUAUUAGUUGCUCCUAAAUGAUCAUAAAUUAGUAGGUUUGUUAAAUUCUCUUGUUCCCGUCCAUUAAGGAACAAGAGACCUAUUUUAUUCUAAGCAAAGUCCAUUCUUUAAUG